Molecule: messenger RNA, 1908 nt
Organism: Papilio polytes (common Mormon)
Lineage: Eukaryota; Metazoa; Arthropoda; Insecta; Lepidoptera; Papilionidae
Gene: PIG-T
Product: GPI transamidase component PIG-T
Exons: 3
Coding region: 195-1862 (555 amino acids)
Biological process (GO): attachment of GPI anchor to protein
Cellular component (GO): GPI-anchor transamidase complex
Source: RefSeq, a predicted model, not a curated record
CUGUCAACAAUAAAUGUUAUUGACAUUUGCUUAUCAUAUUUCUGUGCAAUUCUGUUUCUGAAAAAAUAUGUUUUUAGUGUUACUUGAACCCACUUAAAUAUUAAAACGAUUUGUUACUGUACGCUUACUAGUUUGAAACUCUACUAGUAUAAAAAGCGGCAUACCUUAAUUCAGUAUCAUAGUAAUCAUCUACAAUGCGGAUUAAAUUUCGGAACAUACUUUUAUUACUGUCUGUAGCAAUUGUUUACGUCGUUGCAGAUGAUUUUAAAGAAGAAAUAUUCAUUAAGCCUUUACCGCCGACUAAUCUUUACGUUUUUUUCCAAUUUAUUACUCAAAAUGAGGAAACAUCAUUUGAACAUUCCCACUUAGCGCCACGAUCCCUAGGCGAAAUUAUGUCUCGUUACGAAGUUGAUGAGCUACAUCUAACAUUGACAGAAGGCCAAUGGAGACACAAUAAAUGGGGCUAUCCUAUUUUAGAUGCAUCUUCUGGUGCAGAGCUUUACGCGUGGUUUUCGCCCACUGUCACUGAUGUUGACACUCAAUGGAGGAAGUUGAGUGCUACUCUUUCUGGACUAUUUUGUGCUUCGCUCAACUUUAUUGAUAAUUUUAAUACUGUAACACCACAGAUGGCCAUGUGGCCUAUGGGGGCAAUAAAAGCCAAUAAGAAUGUUACAUCACAACUAAGAUAUGCUACAUUGCCAAGAGAAAUAGUUUGCACAGAAAAUUUGACACCAUGGAAAAAAUUAUUACCAUGUGAGUCGAGCCAUGGAUUUGCAACACUGCUUAAUUCAAGAAUGAUUCACAACACUAAUUACCAUUCCAUAGGAGUACAUGUUAGAAAAAUUUGCAAAGCUGAAGACUGCUCUGAAAUAAACCUAGAAAUAAAGCAAACUGUUGCUUUAGUGUAUGACUUAAAAAUUAUAAACAGUAUAGAUUGGUCAUUUAGAAAACUGUUUGGUCAAGGUUUACCAGGACCUUGUCCAUUGUCGUCAUCUAGCAAAAUAUAUGUGGAUGUGACCUCAAAUGAUACAUUUCCAUUCAAAUUAAAUCCUUUGCCAGACAAUGUUAUAUUAUCAAAAAGAGGAGGCAGUGAUACAACAUUAGCAAUCUAUAAUAUCAUACAAACAAAUCAUAUGAUAAACAUUGGAGCUGAAUAUGGUACAAAAGAUAAAGUUCUGGUAACAAUACCACCACCACUAACAUUUAACCGAUAUGUACUUGGUUAUGGCAAAGAAUUUGGUGGUAUAGUUACAGAAAUAAAAAACAACUACUGGGCACCAAUUGAUAUUGUUUUAUUAGAAAAUGCACCCUGGUGGCUGCCUAUCCAACUGAGCUCUCUAAGAAUCAAUGGAGAAGCAAAAAGUAAGCUAGUCAAAUCUCUGUACUAUUCUCCUGGUAGAAGUCGACAGAAGCCUUAUCAUCUAGAACUCCUUAUGCAAUUACCUCCAAAGUCUACCACAACAAUAACAAUUGAUUUUGAAUUUGUGUUUUUGAAAUGGCAAGAAUAUCCUCCAGAUGCCAAUCAUGGAUUUUAUAUUGGUUCAGCUUUGAUUUCUGCAAAUCUACCAACCGCCAGAAAUUACACCAGCUUACCUCUUACUGGAAGUACUAUUGAUUCAGUAAUCAAUGCAUCAAAACCAUGGUAUCCAGCCAUAUUUAGAACUAAUGGGGCAAUGGUUUCAUUACCAACUCCUGAUUUUAGUAUGCCAUAUAAUGUGAUAUGCCUUGCAUGUACAGUUGUAGCUUUGGCCUUUGGUCCUCUACAUAAUAUUUGCACUAAAGAACUUGUACUAAAAGCUGUAGGCAGCCCUAUAUCUUUACGACAGAAGAUAAUGAACUUGUUUAAAAGGAAGCAGGAUUAGUAUUAUUGUUAUUAGUUGCAAUUUACCAAAUAAUUAUUUAAUAAAC